Cricetulus griseus (Chinese hamster) is the source of this 2226-nucleotide messenger RNA. NCBI's taxonomy places the organism in Eukaryota, Metazoa, Chordata, Mammalia, Rodentia, Cricetidae. The record is from RefSeq and is a predicted model, not a curated record.
CCUAUAUAGGAGGAAAGGGUGGGUUUCAUGAGAAGAGACUGGAGCACAGCGGACAGUGGUUCCUGCAUCUGAACUGCACUGAGCACAUACACUGGACUCAGGAUUAUCAGGCCUUUAUUUGCUCACAGUCAUGGGACAGCUGUCCUCUUCACCUGAGGAUAAACGUCACAAAGAUUUGGCCUCCAGCUUUACCCAGUAUUUUAACAAGUUUAAGACAGUAGACACAAUUAUUCCUCAGAAAGCCCUGACUUUAAUUGAAUCAAGCCUGAAAAGAGGAAACAUUCAGGGGGCAAACUCUUCGAUCUCCGAUGCAUUAAAAGAAAUUGACAGUACCCCACUCAAUGUGGCUGUAACCGGAGAGACUGGAGCAGGGAAAUCCAGCUUCAUCAAUGCACUGAGGGGGGUUGGGCAUGAAGAGGAAGGUGCAGCUGAAACUGGUGUGGUGAAAACGACCAUGAAGAGAUAUCCAUACAAACACCACAAUAUUCCCAAUGUGGUGAUUUGGGACCUGCCUGGUAUUGGAAGCACAAAUUUCCCACCCAAAGACUAUCUGGAGAAAAUGAAAUUCAAUGAGUAUGACUUCUUCAUCAUUGUUUCUGCCACACGCUUUAAGAAAAACGAUAUAGACCUCGCCAAAGCAGUCAGCCUGAUGAAGAAGGAUUUCUACUUUGUGAGAACCAAAGUGGACUCUGACAUAAAAAAUGAAAAAGAAUUCAAACCAAGAACCUUUGACAGAGAGAAAGUCCUGCAGCAGAUCCGCAACAGCUGUGUGAAGACCUUUCAGGAGAGUAACAUUGAAGAACCACCAGUCUUCUUGAUCUCUAACAAACAUUUAUCUGACUAUGAUUUCCCAAUCCUGAUGGAAAAGGUGAUGAAUGCUCUCCCUGUACACAAACGACACAAUUUUAUGCUCUCCUUGCCUAAUAUUACAAGUGCAGCCAUUGAAAGGAAGCAGCAGUUCCUGAAUCAGAGGAUUUGGCUCGAAGCCUUUGGGAGUUUCCUACUGAGUAGCAUCUCUUCACUGACCCACUUAAUGGGCAGUGAUGUGGAGACUCUUCAGAAAACCAUGAACCACUAUCAGACUGUGUUUGGUGUGGAUGAUGUGUCCUUGGAGAGUCUGGCUAAGGACUGGUAGGUGUCAGUGGAUCAACUCAAGGCAAAGAUGAAAUCUCCUAAGGUGUUCGAAACCACAGGGAAAGAAACAAUAAAAGAAAGACUUUCAAGACAUUAUGAGGAGUUCUGUUUGUCUAAUGGACAUUUAAUUACAAAGAAUGUUAAUGUUAAAGAGUUGUUUUGCCUGAAAUUGCAUUUCCUUGACAUGGUAACAGAUGAUGCUAAUGCUCUCCUCAGAGAGAUUUAUUUAAGAAACAACUUGAUUUCUGAAUAGUCUGAAAUCAUGUAGCUGCCAAACAUCAGAAUCAAUGACAGGGAAAAUAGGACAAGGACAUUGUAAAACAAUAUAUUGGGUUUAUUCAGGCCAUCCAGACUUUACCCAAACUUGCUAGUCAUAUAUCCACUUUAGCUGCAGGAAGGGGAUCAGAUAUGUGUAAAAAAGCUAAGAGCUAAAAUUCUAUCUCCUCAUUUUGAAUAAACCCUCAGAUCAAUUAAUUGCAAUUUUGUUUUAAUUACUUUAAUAUAAAUCAGCAUCCACUUUUACGUUUAACAUUGUAAUAGUCAGUGUUGUAGACAGAAUCUAGAAUCACAUGGGAGAUGAACCUCUGGGUUUAGAUUUGGGGAAUUUUUCUGCUUAUGUUAAUGUGGUGAGAAACCUUGCCCACCGUGGGUGGUGCCAAUACCUAGCUAGUGACUACCUGACUGUGUUUGUGGAAAGAAAGGUUAAGUAGCUGCAUAUUUGCAUUCAUCCAUUACUCUCUACUUUUGCAUUGUGGGUGGAGUGCCACUAGCUGCCACCAGCUGCUUCUGUAACCUCUUGGUAACCAUGGCCACUAUAACCUUGAAUUUGAUACUUGUGUCUUCUCUUGAUAGCCAUACCCAAGGAGAAACCAUACCUGGACUGGAGAGAUGGUUCAGUAGAUAAAGCACUUGCCUUGCAAAUCUGAAGACCUGAGUUCAGCUCCCCAGAGGCCACAUAAAGCCAGCUUAGUAUCUAUAAUCCACCCACUCCUAUGGUGAGAUAGGAGGCAGACACAGAGAAUCCUGGAAUCUCUGGGGCCAGCUAACCUGCCAUAUGCAACAGUGAAUAAGACGCCUGACACAAGGAAGUAG